Molecule: messenger RNA, 3467 nt
Organism: Dreissena polymorpha
Lineage: Eukaryota; Metazoa; Mollusca; Bivalvia; Myida; Dreissenidae
Product: sodium-dependent dopamine transporter-like
Exons: 15
Coding region: 432-2312 (626 amino acids)
Biological process (GO): dopamine uptake involved in synaptic transmission; sodium ion transmembrane transport
Cellular component (GO): presynaptic membrane; neuron projection; neuronal cell body membrane
Molecular function (GO): dopamine:sodium symporter activity
Source: RefSeq, a predicted model, not a curated record
AGCAAAAGCCAAGCGUGUGCGCUCGAGAGUUGUGUAUUACCAGUUGAUUAACAGAUUAUACUGCUAUCAGAAAUCGGAUGAAACGUAUCGUUAUGUCAGUGGCCUGGGAUAUUUCUGAACAAAUAUUUUAAGUGGGCAUUAAUUUGUGUGUAUGGACAUGUUUUCGAUGACAACAAACUUGCAGUGAUGAGUGUGUUGCGCUCUACGGGAAAGCUCAUUGGAAGCUAAUUGAUCGGACGUAGUGAUUAACAAUCUGUUAAAAACAGUCUUCUGCUAUGUUAUUUGAAAAAUAUUGAGAGAAACGUUCCCUAAGUGUGUUACGUUAUAAAAUAUGAUUGGCGUUGACUGUGGAGAUAUAGUUAUACGUGUGUGAUCCUAAUGUAUUCUUCACAAAUCAAUGGUGUAAAGAAAUAAAAGAAGACGAUAGCACGAUGGUGGACAAGAAGGAAGAAGAGAAAAUGAUGGACGAGACGACAAAGAUUGUACAGCCGAUCUUCGUAAAGGACUCUCAGGGGACGGAAGAGAUUGAGAUCAAUCAUAUAACGCAUAUUGUGAUGGAGAACGAUGAAAACCAGGGCGAGGAAAGAGAGACCUGGAGCAAGAAAAUCGACUUCUUGUUAUCUGUGAUAGGCUUUGCGGUGGAUCUGGCCAACGUGUGGCGAUUCCCGUUCCUGUGCUACAAGAACGGCGGGGGUGCCUUUUUAAUUCCAUACGGACUUAUGCUAGUAUUUGGUGGGGUGCCUCUUUUCUUUAUGGAACUUGCGCUGGGGCAGUUUUACAGAACAGGGGCCAUUACAUGUUGGGGACGAAUCUGUCCGCUAUUUAAAGGUAUUGGCUGGGCGGUAGUCCUAAUUGCCUUCUAUACAGACUUUUUCUACAACGUCGUCAUAGCAUGGGCCCUUCAUUUCUUCUUUGCCUCAUUUACAAAGACACUGCCUUGGGAAAGGUGCGAUAACGAUUGGAAUACGCCACUCUGUUUCGAGGGCAUGGCAGAUCCGCCUCAUGAGGGGGACAAUGAAACUUUUUUAAACCAGACGGUCAAUGGAACUGUAGUAAAAGUGUUACGAACGUCGCCAGCGAACGAAUACUUUGAGCGAGGUAUGUUACAGUUGCACAAGAGUGGUGGGAUAUUUGCAGUUGGUCAAAUAAACUGGCAGCUCAUGUUAUGUCUUCUCGGUGUUUAUCUAAUUUGCUACUUCAGCUUGUGGAAAGGAAUACACACCUCUGGAAAGGUGGUCUGGUUUACGGCCUUGUUUCCCUACGUGGUCCUGUCGAUCCUUCUGGUUCGGGGAGCCACACUUCCGGGAGCUGCCAUGGGGGUAGAAUACUACUUGAAACCGAACCUCACUAGACUCGCAACCUCAGAGGUGUGGAUCGACGCUGCCACGCAGGUGUUUUUCUCCCUUGGGCCGGGUUUCGGAGUGCUGUUAGCGUUCGCCAGCUACAAUCAAAAAGACAACAACGUUUACAGGGACGCUCUGAUCACGAGCAGUGUGAAUUGUGGCACGAGUUUCUUUUCUGGCUUCGUCAUUUUCAUGAUCCUCGGUUACAUGGCAGACCGCGCGAAGGUUGACAUCGCACAGGUUGCAACUGAGGGCCCCGGCCUUGUUUUCGAUGCCUACCCCAUGGCUAUAGCAACUCUGCCCGGGUCGACCUUUUGGGCCAUCAUCUUCUUCCUCAUGUUGCUGACACUUGGGCUGGACAGCUCGUUCGGCGGCUCAGAGGCGAUUAUAACUGGUCUCUCUGACGAGUUUCCGGUGUUACGCAGACACAGGGAGUUGUUCGUGGCGAUCCUCUUCGCCGUUUACUUCAUUGUUGGCCUCGCGUUCGUUGCACAGGGAGGAGCCUACGUGGUGACCCUAAUGGACAAGUACGCUGCAGGUUAUUCUAUACUGUUCGCCGUAUUCUUCGAGACGCUCGCCGUAUCGUGGGCAUAUGGCGUGGACCGUUUCUCCAGCGACAUCGAGUCCAUGAUUGGCUACCAUCCCAACCUCUACUGGAGGAUCACGUGGAAGUACCUGGCGCCUAUGUUCCUACUGUUCAUCAUGAUAUUCGGGUUGGUGACGUACACGCCCCUGGAAUACGGCGACUAUACGUACCCCUGGCAGGCCAACUUCAUCGGCUGGUGUAUCGCCCUCUCCAGCAUUCUCUGCAUACCUGGCUUCGCUAUCUACCAGUUCACCACGGUUAAAGGAACGCUAAGAGAAAGAUUCCGGUACCUUAUUCAGCCGUCUCGUGACACAGCACAUCUGCGCGCCGGGCCAGUCAGCAAAGACCUCAGAGAAAAUGGCGGACUAGGAGUUCAUGUUUAAAGGACACCAGUGCGCAGUAUGUUGGUGUUUCCGACGGUAAUGAUAGGCCUAAAUGGUUGUGGCCAAAAUUGUCGUGACGUCAAAGGAUGAGGAAUUGUGUGGUCGUGGUGAUGGCGGGAGAUGUAACUUGGAUGUCAUUGUGCAAUAUUGUUAUUUGAUAAAUUGGUGUUGUGUUUUGUACGGACAUUGCAAUUGUAUUUACUUUGAUAUUGUAACCACUCGAUGUAUAUAAUAAUUAUACAGUGCUGUGGGCAGAUUUUGUAGUCAAUUUCAUGUUGACGUUGUCUAUCAGCUCGCAUUACAUGAUUGUAAAAAUCGUUGUAUACAACUCAGCUGCACAUCGACUCCGAGUAUCAGGUUCGGCAAAUACGAGUGCAUCGGUCUUCAAAUGUCUGUAAAUAAAUAUACAAAAAAAGUUUUAACAAAGCAUAUGGAGUACUUUGACUUAGGUAUAUGUAACGCGAAUUGGCUAUGCACAAAUUAAUAUAAAAGUAUAGUUCACGAAAUAAGGAUUUCUGUUUAAUAUGUUUGGUUGAUUUUAAAGAAAAUAUCUUAAAGUGAAUGUUUUAUAUAUCGAUAUAUAUGUCGAUCGUCUUUUAAUGUACAUAUUAUAUCUAAGCAACAAGUGUUCAAUCUCCAUUUCCGGAAGCCUGCGAGCUUGGUUGGCGGUCAUUAUACUGGACAGGUGGAGUUUCCUGCGGGUAGUAUAACUCAGCCCCCAUAUACAAGUCUACACCAGAAUUAAAAAUAUGUCUCAGAAUAAAAUAAAAUAGCCGAAAAGAGCAGCUACAAUGCUUCAAUUCCAUAUUCUUUUAAAUAAUCAUGGGUCGAACCGUUAAUAAGGGAGAUGUGUGAGGACACACUCAGGAUCCUCACAUAGUGCAGCCUCAGGCGCGAAAGGACUUCAUAAACUGUGAAAUACACACGCAUCGAUUCAUGUGUCAUAGUUAUCAAAGUUUGGGCAUAUACCGUUGUUCGUUCAUAUGUGCCUGAAUUUUAAUUAGAAAUAUACAUCAACAGUCAACGCAACUUAAUGAAUUUCUAUUAGCAUCCGAACCUUAAGCUUCAAUACGUUGUACCGUUGAGAAACUGUCAUACAUAGAUAUUUUUGACUUUUUUCAUUAAACAAUUUUCGAAGAUACAAUUUUAUUUCAU